AUGAAGAUGAUCACAGAAAAUUUUGUUUUGCUUGUCAGAAAGAGAGCAGGAUCUUGCAGACAGGCCUUAACGUCUCUGCUGUCAUACCUCUGGGACGUUUACUCUGCACCUUCUCCUGCAGGCAGGGACAUCUUCACUCUGCUGUCUCUCUGUUUCACACUUGCCUGUGUUACUGGUGGCUUGCUUCACCACUGGCUGUCAAAGAGUCUGAGAUAUGAUUACGAAGCGUCGGUUCAAACUGUCAGUAUCUACAGCGUGAGCAUGUUUUUGGUCUCCUUCCUGUGUCAUCCCCUGCGCUGUGUGCUAACAAUGAUUCUUCCUACAGUCUGCACCAAACAAGGACGGAAACUCCUCAUCACGGCCUCUGUCAUGAUUUUGGUGCUGAAUGUCAUCCCUAAUAUCACAGUAAAUGUGGGGGCAGUGGCACGCAUCCUGAAAUGCACUGCUGAGGGUUUUGCAAAGACUUUAUUAAACUCAUCUGAACCUUUGAACAAAGCCAAGACAGACCUUGUUGAAGAAGCCAUCAAAGUAAAGUGGGAGGACUUGAGCAUUGUUACCAACUUAAGGACUUUGGAUCAUUACACGCAUAUUGAUGUGUCAGAUGUCAAAAGCAUGUUUACUAAGAUAAUUGGGAAGAUAGAGGUCAACUUCUCACAUGCCAGGAACCUCCUCAGAGAAUACAAACUGCUGUCAAACCGGAUUCUUGCUGCCGUCUUUGUUGCACUGCUGAUCGCUGAAUCUGCACGCUACUUGAAAUCUUAUCUGACAUCAGUUCAUUUUGAUAAUGGGUACAUUUCCAACGAGCUCUUGCAAAAAAUGCCAAUUAAUGAAAGGCCAGCUAAAAAUAAAAUCAAUCUUGAAAACUGUAAAGUAAUAAGUCAGGAAUGUUCCUCUUGUUUCCUAUCACUGAUUGUGGUGACUUUAUAUUUCAUUGCAAUAACCCUAAUAGUAGUUUUGGAUCAUGUUGUGUACUAUAUAGUUCAGAUGAUUGUGCCAUGGUUGCUGGAUUUUCCACCUACAUCUGCUGUUAUAAGUGUCAAUUAUAAGGUUCAGUGGUUCCCCCCUGCGUUUUGUAUUAUCCCACAAUCCUGCAUCAAACGGGAGCUGGUAAACUUCCACAGGGAUUACAAGUGGAAUUUCAGCCCUGGGCCAUCUCUCUGUGAUGUGACAACUUCAGCUCCAAACCUGGGAGUCACACUCCUGCUGGGAUGUCUCUGGCUGAUGAGCUACUUUCUGGUUUUCCUUGAGGUUUAUGCAAGGCGGCUACGCAGAAAAAUCUCUGCAUCCUUCUUCAGAAAGCAGGAGGAGACGAGAAUAGCUUACUUGAUGAGGAAAAUGCAUGUGAAGCAAAAUAAAAAACACAGAAAAGGGCACAUUUCUGUUCAUGUGCAAGUUUGA
Neolamprologus brichardi is the source of this 1398-nucleotide messenger RNA. It is a transcript of the gene ocstamp, whose product is annotated as osteoclast stimulatory transmembrane protein. The record is from RefSeq and is a predicted model, not a curated record. Gene Ontology annotation, cellular component: membrane. NCBI's taxonomy places the organism in Eukaryota, Metazoa, Chordata, Actinopteri, Cichliformes, Cichlidae.